CAUAUAUAUUGUGAAACUAGUUCAGUUCUCCAACGGCGAGGAUUGUGAACAUAUACACAGUAAAACGAAAAAAUUAAAAAAAAAAUAUUAAAAUAUUUCUCUAUACGCACCAAAAAAAAUAUAAUUAUACAAAUAUUUGAAAAUAAGGUUUAGUUUAACACUCCACACAAUCAGCUAGAACAAAGGCAAAGGACUUCAGCAUGGAAUUGAAUCUGAGCAGCGCCGUCUCGGCGGCCACCAUCCAGUCGGGUUCGGUGAUGAUGAAGGCGCGCAAGGCGAAGAACAAGAAAUUGCUGCCGACCUUCGAUCUGUCGCUGGAGCAGAAGCAGGACAUCAAGAAGGCUUUCGAUCUGUUCGAUACGGAAUGCACUGGCUUCAUUGAGGUGAAGGAGCUGCGUGUGGCCAUUCGAGCACUGGGCUUCGAGCCCAACAAGGAGGAGAUCAAAAACAUGAUGGAUGAGAUCGAUAAGGAUAAGACAGGAAGGAUUGCGUUUAAUGAUUUCUUACACUUGAUGCGCUUGAAAAUGGCCGCCAAAGAUGCCAUCGAGGACAGCCUAAAGGCGUUCUCCUUCUUUGAUGAUGAUCGCACCGGUCAAAUCAGCUUCGCAAAUCUGAAGCGAGUCGCCACCGAACUGGGCGAGAAUCUGACCGACGAGGAGCUACAGGAAAUGAUCGACGAGGCUGAUUUGAACGGCGAUGGCGAAGUGUCUCGCGAGGAGUACUUAAAUGUGGUGAAGAAAACCAAUUUGAUUUAGGCAGACCUUGGACUCUGACACAAACACUAACCAGAUAUGGCACGGGGGAAAAGACCUAAACACACUGACAAUCUAUGAUGUAUAUAUACAUCAUAUAUACAUCUGUGAUGUAUAUAUACAUCAGGCAGCCGCUUUGCUCUCACUAAUUCACACAUCACAGAAGACAGAUUGAAGAAGUUUGGAUAUGCUUCGGUUUAAUAAAGCCCUCUUUAAGGAAACACUAGCUUCCAGUAAAAAAUGUAAUUUAUUCUUUAGCAAGUUCACAUCAAAUAAAACUGCAUUGGAACUGGCCCGGCCCGGCCCGGCAUGGCCUUUAGCUUAAGUUCCGCUGCCUGCCAUUUGUCACAA
Drosophila mojavensis is the source of this 1103-nucleotide messenger RNA. RefSeq names its product caltractin. Bases 201 to 755 code for a protein of 184 amino acids. The transcript has a single exon. NCBI's taxonomy places the organism in Eukaryota, Metazoa, Arthropoda, Insecta, Diptera, Drosophilidae. Gene Ontology annotation, cellular component: centrosome; centriole. The record is from RefSeq and is a predicted model, not a curated record. Gene Ontology annotation, molecular function: calcium ion binding. Gene Ontology annotation, biological process: centriole replication; mitotic cell cycle.